Alnus glutinosa is the source of this 2200-nucleotide messenger RNA. RefSeq names its product probable methyltransferase At1g29790. Bases 647 to 2053 code for a protein of 468 amino acids. Lineage: Eukaryota; Viridiplantae; Streptophyta; Magnoliopsida; Fagales; Betulaceae. Gene Ontology annotation, molecular function: methyltransferase activity. The record is from RefSeq and is a predicted model, not a curated record. The transcript is spliced from 2 exons.
CAUGGUGGCAGCAAUUCGAGCUGACCCAUCGUCAUUUACAGCCAAAUUGCACUCACUUUCACAGUCAACGCUCUUAAUUAUAUGAUAUAUAAAAUUGAACUAUAUGAAUUUCUCAAUUUACUACCAUAAAAUAUAAUUGGUCUUCACGAGAUUCGUGCAUGUUUACUGCCUUUUAAUCAAGAAGCAAACUGUAUUAAAUUACUUAAAUCCACAAAUUGUUGUAUAUCUAAAUUCAUAAGCUUGGUUUUCAAGAUUUUCCAGCUCUAAAGCGCAACGGGAAACAGACCAGGCUAGAUUUAGAUCUGCAUCAUAGCGAGUUCUAGAGUAUUUUUGAAGUUAUUAGUGAAAGAAAGAUUUUAUAUUAUUAUUAUUAUUAUUAUUAUUAUUUCACCUAUACACAACAGACAAUGUGAAGCUUUGUUGAGAGAAAGUUUGGACAGCUUUUGAAGUUUUAAGUGAUAGCAGAAGCUGUUUGUGAAGAAUUGCUGAGAGAAAAUAUGUGAUCUUGGUGAACUUUACAGCUUAAAGAUGCAAAGAAAGAGUGAUUCAGCUUCAAUUGAUGCCUGUUUCUUAUCUGGGUUGAAAAUCUGAACAAAAAAGAGGCAAAAAUUAGAACUUGGUGAGAAGAUCGAAAAUCACUUUAAAAAUGGGGAGGUUAUGCUUUCCCAAAUGUAGGCUAGGCAGAAUAAUGGGUUGGCUUCAGGUUGUAUUGGGAGGGCUUGUUAUAAUUGUAAGCAUAUCAAGUCUCAUUAGGUUCUACUCGGCCGGAUUUUUCAUGCGAAACGAAGACAUAUGCCACCAAUUUUAUGGGGUGAAGUAUGUUUAUGAUGGUUUUGACAUAAAAGCUUUGUCAGAUCGAGUUGGGGAUGUUCUAAAUAAGAUGGAAAGCUUGCAAGAAAAGCUGGAAUUGAAAGUACAAGAAAUGGAGAAAAAUAAAGAGGUCUUGCUUAGAAAUAACAUCACAAUAUUGGAGUAUAAGAAGUAUUUGGAAUUGGAGGUGAUUAGGCCUCUAUAUAAUGCUCACAUUGCUCUUAGACAGAUUCGUCUACCUAAGGUUGGAGGGAUUAGGAAUUCGACAAUGAAGGAGGAACCCUUGAUUAAUACUUUUGUCAUUGAGGAGAUUAGGAAGUACAUAACCCCAAAAGAGAAUAGACUUGGGAAGAUUAACAUAUAUGGAACAGAGAGGAUAUACAACACAAUAGGGCAUGCAUGUGUUUUAUAUAAGAAAGAAUUGGAAGAGUAUAUGGAUUAUGACAUUGGUUCUUAUUGUAAUGAUGACUGGAAUAUAGCUCAGAAGCUUAUGGUUAACGGUUGCGAUCCUCUGCCCCGACGGCGGUGCUUGACACGGGCCUCGAAGGUUUACCAGAAGCCAUAUUCAAUCAAUGAGUCUCUGUGGAGAUUGCCAGAUGACAGAAAUGUAAGGUGGAGCAAUUACCAAUGCAGGAAUUUUGAGUGUUUAUCAAGCAAGAACCCGAAGCGGGGUUAUUCGAAGUGUACUGGGUGUUUUGAAAUGGAAAAGGAAAAGCUAAAAUGGGUGACUAAUAGCUCACUUCCUGUAGAUUUUCUGAUAAAUGAUGUUUUGGCAAUCAAGCCUGGGUUGAUAAGGAUAGGUCUGGAUUUUGGUUUUGGUACAGGGAGCUUUGCUGCAAGGAUGAGAGAACAUAAUGUUACAAUUGUUUCAACUGCUUUAAACCUAGGGGCUCCUUUCAAUGAGAUUAUUGCACUAAGAGGCUUAAUCCCUCUGCAUGUGACAUUGAAUCAAAGGCUCCCAUUCUUUGAUAACACAAUGGAUUUGAUUCAUACAACUGGGUUUAUGGACGGCUGGAUUGACCUGCUGUUGAUGGAUUUUAUCCUGUUCGAUUGGGAUCGGAUUUUACGGCCGGGAGGGUUGCUAUGGAUUGACAGGUUCUUUUGCAAUAGAAAAGAUCUGGAUGACUACAUGUACAUGUUCCUGCAGUUCAGGUACAAGAAGCACAAGUGGGUUAUUGCUCCUAAAUCAAAGGAUGAGGUCUAUCUUUCUGCAUUGUUAGAGAAACCUUCAAGAGCUAUUUGAUUACAUUUUCUUGCUUCUUUUUUGUUUGUAAUGUUGAUGUGAUGUUAUCAAUUUACAUGUUGGUAAAGCCAGUCAUGUUUGUGGUGCUUGAUGUGCUGUGUAAGAGAAAGAAAAUCACUUGAAUGUGAUAUAAAUUCUUUGUUGUCA